AUGGCUCCAAGGACUCGAAGAUCAACUAGACGUACAAAGUCAAAUCAUGGACUACACGAUGAGGAGAUGGACAACUAUGAACAUCAAAUUAAUCAAGAAGCUACUGGUACACAACCAAGAAUUGUAAAAGAAUUGCAACCACAAAUUAGUCAAACAGCUAUUAUAUUUGGUGUCUCAUCAUUACCUUGGCUUGUUAAGCCCCUGUAUGGAUUCAUCAGUGAUUCAUUCCCUCUCUUUGGCUACCGAAGAAGGUCAUAUUUGGUUAUCUCAGGACUCUUGGGUGCCCUCUCAUGGAGUUUGAUGGCAACCUUGGUUGAUAGCAAAUACGAUGUUGCAUUCUGCAUACUUCUGGGAUCUCUUUCUGUAGCAUUUUCAGAUGUAGUUGUGGACUCGAUGGUUGUAGAGAGAGCUCGAGGUGAAUCACAAAGCAUGUCCGGAUCCCUUCAAUCGCUCUGCUGGGGAUCAUCAGCAUUUGGUAGUAUUAUAAGUUCCUACUUCAGUGGAUCUUUGGUGGGUGCUUACGGUGUGAGGUUUGUAUUUGGAUUAACGGCUUUGCUUCCACUAAUAACAUCUGCCGUUGCUGUCCUUGUGAGAGAGGAGCCAGUGCUUGGCCUGGUAACAGUGCAGAAUCUCUCACCAUAUAGUUCUAACUUUCUCGAAAGCUCAAAGAACACCAUCACACAGUUGUGGACUGCUGUGAAGCAGCCUAACGUUGGGGAUGCGGUGCUCUUGAAGAGUUUGUUCAAUUCUAGAAAAGCUGUGGCUAAAGGUUGGGUUCGAAGUGUAGAUCCCAAUCAUGAUGUUGGAGGAAAACGACUAGGAUUAAAUUGGUGUGAAGUUCAAGUUUCAGUUCCUAUAGAAUGGGAAGAAGAUUUGAUUAGGCCAUAUUCAAACUUGUCCACAAUUGGAGAUGCAAUUGGAGCAUGCAUUGCAUGGCCUCGACACUUGGUGACCGACGACGAUGAUGAUUGAAGAAGAUUGAUCGUGCUGGCUGCUGUUCUCUUUUUUUGCUGUCUCUUUUUUGGUCUUUGCCACGACAAAAUGAAUGAAAGAAACUUAGUUAUGGUUAUUUCCUCAAAAAUCUUGUGAGUUUUAUUAAGUUUUUAACAUGGUUAUAGCUUUGGUGACAUACAAGAGUGGUGGAGCAGAUGUAUUUCAUAAGAUCUUAAAGUUUGUUGUUUUGCAACGAGUUCGGUUGGAAAAUAUAAAUGAAUUUAGCAAUAUUUCUAUGGUUACAA
This is a messenger RNA of Salvia miltiorrhiza (redroot sage), 1238 nucleotides long. Its product is annotated as folate-biopterin transporter 1, chloroplastic-like. The coding region runs from base 1 to 972 and encodes 323 amino acids. The record is from RefSeq and is a predicted model, not a curated record. NCBI's taxonomy places the organism in Eukaryota, Viridiplantae, Streptophyta, Magnoliopsida, Lamiales, Lamiaceae. The transcript has 7 exons.